Molecule: messenger RNA, 1648 nt
Organism: Protopterus annectens (West African lungfish)
Lineage: Eukaryota; Metazoa; Chordata; Ceratodontiformes; Protopteridae
Gene: MOCS3
Product: molybdenum cofactor synthesis 3
Exons: 13
Coding region: 103-1485 (460 amino acids)
Biological process (GO): tRNA wobble position uridine thiolation; protein urmylation
Cellular component (GO): cytosol; cytoplasm
Molecular function (GO): URM1 activating enzyme activity; thiosulfate-cyanide sulfurtransferase activity; adenylyltransferase activity
Source: RefSeq, a predicted model, not a curated record
AGGAAAUGAGGAGCGUGUGUUUCUCUUGUCAGUGGUUUGCUAUAAGUGCCGAAGGUUGUUUCAGUCGUAAAAUUAUCAAAUAAAUAAUUAAAUUUUCUUAAAAUGGAUGAUGUAGAAGCAGUCCGUGAAGAAUUGAGAAACAAAGAAAAAGAAAUCAGCAUUUUAAGAGGAAAGCUGUUACAGCUUGAAAAGGGUACCAACAUCAACUCUUCACAUGGUUCCGAGCUACACAAGCAAUCAGUAGAGUUGCCUCCCAUAACGUCGGUGUCUGCUCUGUCAAAUGAAGACAUAAUGCGGUACAGCAGGCAGCUUAUAGUUCCUGACUUUGGAGUCAGAGGUCAGCUGAAGCUAGCAGAAACAUCUGUUUUAGUGGUUGGCUGUGGUGGAUUGGGAUGCCCCUUGGCACAGUACUUAGCUGCUGCUGGCAUUGGUCGUUUGGGACUGCUUGACUUUGAUGAUGUGGAACUGAACAACCUUCACAGGCAGGUUCUGCAUGGAGAGAACAGGAUAGGCAUGCCAAAGUCAUUUUCUGCAGCUAUAGCACUUAAGCAAUUGAAUUCUAGGGUGGAGUGCAUUCCAUACCAUAUGCAGCUGAAUCACAAAAAUGCUUCACACCUCAUAAAACAGUAUGAUAUUGUUGCAGACUGUUCAGAUAAUGUUCCAACACGUUACCUUGUAAAUGAUGUCUGUGUUCUCAGAAAGAAGCCACUGGUAUCUGCCAGUGCCCUUCGAAUGGAAGGACAGCUCACAGUGUAUAAUUAUUGCGGUGGCCCCUGUUAUCGAUGUCUUUAUCCAAAGCCGCCUCCACCAGAAACUGUUACAAACUGUGCAGAUGGAGGUGUUCUUGGAGUAGUGCCUGGAAUUAUGGGAUGCUUGCAAGCCUUGGAAGUUUUGAAGAUUGCUUCUGGAAUGGGCUCUUUGUUAAGACAGCAGAUGCUGAUAUUUGAUGCAUUGGAAACACGGUUUCAUAAAAUCAAGCUGAGGCCAAAACAGCCAAGGUGUGAAGUUUGUGGGGAAUGUCCAUCAGUUAAGGAAUUAGUGGACUAUGAGCUAUUCUGUGGUUCUACAGCCACAGACAAGUGCCGUAUGUUGCAUCUACUCCCCAAAGAACAAAGAGUAUCAGUUGAGGAAUACAAAAGAAUACUGGAUGAUGGACUUCCUCAUGUUCUGGUAGAUGUUCGCCCCCCAGUUGAAGUGGACAUUUGUAGUCUUCCUCAGUCAGUCUUUAUCCCUUUGAGUCAUCUUGAAAAAAGAAGCACUGAGUAUGUACAACUGCUCCAGGAGAAGAUUCAAGAAAAAGAAACCAGUGAAGAAGAUGCUUUUCUAGUGUAUGUCAUCUGUAAACAAGGGAAUGAUUCUCAGAAAGCUGUAAAGAUUUUGGAGACAAUGUCUGGCCUGGAGCUCUGCACACUUUUAGUGAAGGAUAUCCAAGGUGGUCUGAUGGCAUGGUCUCAAAAGGUCGACACGUCAUUUCCACAGUACUGAAAAAGUGACAGCUUGCAUUUUCACCUUUAGUGAAUUCAAACCUGGAAGUAUUAUACUUGUGAAGAAAACAGCUGGGCUUCGAAAGUUCAUGUAUACAGAUUAUGUUUCAUAAAAGUGAGGACUGCUGGUCUAGUAUGAAAUAAAUGGUUUUAUGUUUUUCCUA